This is a messenger RNA of Geosmithia morbida, 1587 nucleotides long. RefSeq names its product Nuclear transport factor 2 (NTF2) domain. The coding region runs from base 1 to 1587 and encodes 528 amino acids. Gene Ontology annotation, molecular function: mRNA binding. The transcript is spliced from 4 exons. Lineage: Eukaryota; Fungi; Ascomycota; Sordariomycetes; Hypocreales; Bionectriaceae. The record is from RefSeq and is a predicted model, not a curated record. Gene Ontology annotation, biological process: protein deubiquitination; ribophagy. Gene Ontology annotation, cellular component: Ubp3-Bre5 deubiquitination complex; ribonucleoprotein complex; cytosol.
AUGGCUACCAACGGAAACUUUGCCCACCAGGACCAGUACAAGGCUCCCGCCGACCAGUACACUGCCGCCCCUGCCAGCAUCGACCCUGCCAGCUCUUCGGGUGCUAGCAACGACUUGUCCAAGGAUGAGGUUGGCUGGUACUUUGUCGAGCAGUACUACACCACCCUGAGCAAGUCUCCCGAGAAGCUCCACCUCUUCUACGGCAAGCGUUCUCAAUUUGUCAGCGGAAUCGAAGCCGAGGUCACCAACGUCUCUGUCGGUCGCCAGGCCAUCCAGGAGCGCAUCAAGAAGCUCGACUUCCAGGACUGCAAGGUUCGCAUCUCCAACGUCGACUCGCAGGCUUCCUUCGAGGGUAUCGUCAUCCAGGUCAUCGGUGAGAUCUCCAGCAAGACCGGUGAGCCCAAGAAGUUCGUCCAGACCUUUGUUCUGGCCCAGCAGCCGUCGGGCUACUUUGUCCUCAACGACAUCCUGCGCUACAUUGACGAGGACGGCGACGAGAACGCCGAGGAGGCUGCGGGCGAGGCCGUCGCCGACAAGGCCGAAGAUGCCCCUGCCCCUGCCGCCGCCGAGACGGAGGCUGCCGCCGAUGCCCCCAAGGAGGAGUCUGCGGACCUAAAGGCCGACGCCGUCGACGAGAAGCUCGAGGAGGUUGCCCACGAGGGCCAGGUCAAUGGCGACGCUGCCGCUCCCACUGCCGCUCCCGCUGCCGACGAGCCCGCCCGGGAGGCCGACGCUCCCGCCGAUGCGGAUUCCGUUGCCGUUGCCGAGCAGGUGGCCGAGGAGACGACCAAGGAGGCCGAGGAGCCCAAGGAGCCCACCCACACCCCGGCCGUCAAGGCCGAGCCCCAGCUGGUCGAGGAGGCUCCGGCCGCCCCUGAGCCGGCCGCCCCCUCCAGGCCCAUGACCUGGGCCAGCCGUGCUGCUGCUGCUGCCGGUCCUCGCCCGGUUGUCCCCCUGCCCAAGACGGCCACCCCUCCUGCGCAGGCCCAGGCCAGCCGCGCCCCUCCUCAGGCUGCCGCCCAGGCCGCCGCCCCUGCGGCCCCCGCCGCCGAGGCUGCGCCCACGGCAGCCGCAGCUGCUGCUACCACUGAGGCCCCUGCCAAGGAAGCCUCUGGCUGGCAGACGGCCGGUUCCGAGGCGAAGCGCCAGAACCGGCCCCAGUCUAUCUCUGCUGCCCCGGAGAAGGAGGGUACGCUCGGAUACGUCAAGUACGUGACGGACAAGGUCCAGGAGGCCGACCUGAAGAAGGCGCUCGAGGCCCACGGCGAGCUGGCGUACUUUGACAUCAACCGCGACAAGAACUGCGCCUUUGUCGAGUACAAGACGACCGAGGGUUACCAGGGUGCCCUGAACUCGAACCCUCACAUUGUCAACGGCGAGCAGAUCAUCGUCGAGCAGCGCCGUCCCAAGACAAACGCAUACGGCGGAAACAGCUACGGACGUGGCGGCGGUGCUCAGCGUGGCCGUGGCGGCUUCAACGGUAACCGCGGCGGGGGCCAGGGCCCGAGGGGUAACUUUUCUGGACAGGGUCGUGGCCGCGGCGGCGCCCCGCGCGGCCGUGGUGGUGCCCAGGCCACCAACGCUUAA